ACAGUGAACCCUCCGUCAGACUUGAGGUUUAGGAUUUUGAAUGAGAAAACAGUGCAAAUGAUUUGGAGUAAACCACAGUCGAGGAUACAGGGCUACAGAAUACAAGUGACGUCAGACACAGAAGAACCAAUGAGAGAAUUUAGUCUGCCUGCAUCUGCGUCUAAGACCUCCAUCUCAGACCUGAGUCCAGAUGUGGAUUAUACCGUAACGAUAUCGGCGUACGCUGGAUCAGAGGAGAGUCUGCCCAUCUCCGGCCAAAUUACACUGGAGUCAACUGGAGGGACUUCCAGCAAACCAGACGCUUCAGAUUCAGUCAAAUGCUCUUUGGGUGCCAUCGCUGACGUGGUUUUCUUGGUGGACGGAUCCUGGAGCGUCGGCCGGCCGAACUUCAAAUUCAUCCAAAAGUUUAUCUCGGUGGCGGCCGGAGCGUUUCAGAUCGGAGCGGAGCGGACGCGGGUCGGCGUGGUCCAGUUCAGCUCCGGAUCCAGAACUGAGUUCAACCUGAAGACACAUCUGACCCGACCCACGCUGCUGAGGGCCAUCGCAGCGCUGGAGUACAAGGGAGGGAACACCAGGACAGGCGAUGCCCUCGACUACCUCCUGAAGAACUCUUUCUCUGAGGCGUCUGGUGCCAGGAAGGCUUUCCCCAAAGUGUUGGUGAUCAUAACGGACGGCAAAUCUGAGGAUCCCGUGGAGAACUACGCCCGGCAGCUGAGGAGCAGAGGGGUGGAGAUCUUUGUCCUCGGCAUCCAGCAGGCAAACGAGGAACAGCUGAAGCUCAUGGCCUCCGAGCCUCACAGAACUCACAUCUUUAGCGUCUCUGACUUUAACUUAAUCAAGAGUGUGCAGAGCAAACUCGUCUCUCAGGUGUGCGCUGGCGUCGACGAUCAACUCAACUCACUCGUCAGCGGAGAAGAAGUUGUUGAGCCAGCGUCCAAUCUCCAAAUCCUGGAAGUCGCCUCAAAGUCGUUGCGGUUGAUGUGGGACGCCUCCAUCGGAGAGGUUUCGGGAUACAAGGUUCAGAUGAUCCCGAUGAUGGCUGGAAGCAAACGGCAGGAGCUCUACGUUGGUCCGACGCAGACCCAGGUGGUGGUCAGAGAUCUUUCCCCAGACACAGAGUACCAGAUCAGUCUGUUCGCUUUGAACAGCCUGAUGCCCAGCGAGCCUCUGACCCUCAUGCAGACAACACAACCCGUUAAAGUGUCACUGGAGUGUUCUCUUGGCGUUGAUGUCCAAGCCGAUGUGGUCCUCCUCGUCGACGGUUCCUACAGCAUCGGUCUGGCUAACUUCGCCAAAGUGAGAGCGUUCCUGGAGGUGCUGGUUACCUCCUUCGACAUCGGACCAGAUAAAGUCCAGAUCAGCUUGGUUCAGUACAGCAGGGACCCUCACACCGAAUUCUACCUGAACACCCACCACGAUCAGAGCGCCGUAGUGAAGGCGGUGAGAUCGUUUCCGUAUCGUGGCGGAUCCACGAACACCGGCAGGGCGAUGACUUACGUGAGAGAGAAGAUCUUCCAGGCCAACAGAGGAGCGAGACCCAACGUUCCUCGAAUAAACAUCCUCAUCACGGACGGGAAAUCCUCCGACGCCUUCCACAAUCCGGCCACCAAACUGAGGAACGCCGAUGUGGAGAUAUUUGCGGUGGGCGUUAAAGAUGCCGUGAGAGGCGAACUGGAGGCCAUCGCCAACGAGCCGGCGGAGACACAUGUUUACACCGUGGACGACUUUGAUGCCUUCACCAGGAUUUCCAAAGAGCUGACGCAGUCCAUCUGCCUGAGGAUCGAGCAAGAACUACGAAACAUCAUCCAAAGACGCCUGACCCAGCCUCGGGACCUCUCGUUCUCUGAGGUCGGCUCCAGGAGUUUCAGAGCCGCUUGGGAAAUGGACGCCACAGAUGUCGAGUCCUACUUGGUCCGCUUCAGGCCGGAAAACGGAGACGACGGGCAUUACGUUUCCAUGUCCGUCCCCGGAGAAACUCUCACUGCUGUCCUCCCUCACCUCACCCCUCUCACCCGCUACGAAGUCAACGUUCAAGCCCAGUACGCCAAAGGGAACAGCCUUCCUGUGACCGGCUUUGAGACCACUUUAGAAGAACGAGGCUCCGUGCAGAACCUGAGAGUUUCCGAAGAGACGACAGACAGCUUCAGAGUGUCAUGGCAGCCGGCUCAAGGAGACGUCACUCGCUACAAAUUGACGUACGAACCUGUAGGAGACGAGAGAUCGAGGCUGGAGACGACCACCGCUGGCAGAGAGACGGCCAUCGUGCUGCAGGAACUUCAGCCUAGAACCAAAUACCGGGUCACCGUCACGCCUGAAUACACAUCCGGCUCCGGAGUGCCACUGGACACUGAAGGCACCACCAAAGAAGCCAAAGGUUCACCUCGGGACCUGAGGGUGUUCGAGGAGACCGCUUCCUCCAUGAAGGUUUCCUGGGAGCCGGCUCCUGGAAGUGUUCAGCAGUACCGUGUUUCCUACCAACCCUCCGCCGGCGGUCCCAGGAAGGAGGUGUCGGUGAAGGGAGACAACAGGGCGGCGCUCCUGAAGAACCUGCAGCCGGGGACCCAGUACGAGAUCUCCGUCAGCGCCAGAUACCCGUCAGGCAUGGGCGACGCUCUGGAGGGACGAGGAACCACGCUAGAAGAGGUGGCCCCUCCUAAGAACCUGGUCACCAGCGACGUGACUGAAUCCAGCUUCAAGGCGUCGUGGACAGCGGCUCCCGGGAACGUGAAGAUGUACCAAAUCCGGUGGAAGUCUCUUUUUUCGGCAGAAGCCGGAGAUAAAACGGUGCCGGGAGACGAAACCGAAACCGUUCUGGAGGGUCUGAGUCCGGAGACGAUUUACCAAGUUUCUGUGAUCGCCAAAUACGAGCAGAGAGACAGCGAACCUCUCAUUGGACAGGAAACCACUGACGCCUCUGCUGCCGGUAAAAGCUUGGCGGUGUCGGAGGAGACCGAGCGAUCCAUGAGAGUCUCGUGGACGCCGGCGCCGGGAAAAGUGGCGCAUUAUCGGCUGAAGUACUCUCCGAUUGGCGGGGGGAAAGAAAUGUUCCUGAAGGUCCCCGGGACCAGCAGCUCCACCGUCAUGAAGCGCCUGCAGCCCACCACCACCUACACCAUCACCGUGAACCCCAUCUACAAGCGAGGGGAAGGAAAAGCAAGGCAAGGAGUAGGAACGACACUGUCUCCCUACAAGGCUCCCAGGAACCUUCAGACCUCAGAACCCACUAAGACCAGUUUCAGGGUCACCUGGGACCCAUCUCCCGGAGAAGUGAAGGGCUACAAGGUGACCUUUCACCCCGAUGGGAAUGAUAUCGACCUGGGGGAGCUCCUAGUCGGUCCCUACGAUAACACCAUCGUUCUAGAGGAACUUAGGGCGGGAACGAAGUACACUGUGGCCGUGUUUGGGAUGUUUGACGGAGGCGAGAGUGUUCCACUGGCGGGGGAGGAGAACACCACCCUGAUGGACGAUCCCGACUCUCCUCCCGUCGACACCUCCG
Molecule: messenger RNA, 3496 nt
Organism: Notothenia coriiceps (black rockcod)
Lineage: Eukaryota; Metazoa; Chordata; Actinopteri; Perciformes; Nototheniidae
Product: collagen alpha-1(XII) chain-like
Exons: 15
Molecular function (GO): protein binding
Source: RefSeq, a predicted model, not a curated record